AUGCCCCCCUCACCCCUCUACACCCCCCAAGACGUCCCCUCCUUCAAGAAGCGUCGCAACCGUCUCCCCAACACCCGUGCAAAGCAACUCCUCCGUGCCGCAGAGCGUGACUACAACGAUCCCCCUCCGCCGCCUGGACUGGGCGAGUGUUGCGGGAGUUCGUGUGAUCCGUGCGUCAACGAUCUGUGGAAGGAGGAGUUGGCUAUUUGGAGGGAACGCUGGGGGGAUGGAGCAGUUGAGGAUGGAGGUAAGAAGGAGGAUGAUCAGGGAGAUGAGAGCGAGGGGUGUGCGAAGAUGAAGAUGCCAGGGACUGGUGUUGAGCUCGUCGAUGAUAUCACUUUCGCCGGUGCAGUUGACGGACUGUACUUGGCUUUGCUCUUAGAGAGAUCUGCUGAGCAGCUCCCUCAUGCCGGAGGAGCUGUUGUCUCCUGUGGCCAGUUUAGCUACUGGCACUACAUCGACAGCAACGGGAUCCGAAAGCACAUGGCUGAGCUCAUAGCAGACCGGGAAUUAGGCAAGGCACAUCUCGCGGCAACUAACCUCAGCGUGGCCAUCCGAUCCAGCGCUACAGCAGAAGAUCUUCCAAACGCCAGCUUUGCUAGGUAGUAGGAAUCUUACCUCAACAUCGUGGGCGAAGACGCCCUCCUAAACGCUUGUCGACGCCAUUACGCGUCACUCUUCACCGACCGGGCUAUCAGGUACCGACAAGCAAAGGGCUUCAACCACCUUCGUAUCUCUCUCUCCGUAGGCGUGCAGCGCAUGAUCCGCUCUGAUGCCAGCGGCUUUGGGGCAUAUUCUCCAUCGAAGCCGAGCCAGGCUUUGGCAAGGCGUCCACGCGAAACGCCCCAACCUCCCAAAGCCGAACGCUUCGCACUGGUCCUCGGCGACCCCGAACUCCUCCAACUCGCUCGAUGGGUUUGCACCAUCGAAACCGCCUGCAGCUGUCCCAUGGACGUGGAAUAUGCCAAAGACAGCCUCACAAACGCAUUGUUCAUUGUCCAAGCCCGACCAGAAACCGUGCAUUCGCGCCGCGAUGCGACCGUCGCUUUUAAUAUGUACAACAUCGACCACAAGGGCCGCACGCUAACCACUGGGCUGGCCGUAGGUGAUGCCGCUCUCUCCGUUCGGCUCUGUCUAAUCGAGCCUGCGUACGAAAUGGACAAAUUUAUCAACGCCUGCGUUCUCGUCACCGCCACAACCGACCCGGAUAGGGUGCCGAUCAUGGAGCGCGCUGCGGCGAUCAUCACUGACUACGGCGGCCGCACGUCCCAUGCUGCCAUAGUCGCAAACUCGGCGUUCCUGCCAUCGUGGACGCCCUCUUAUGCUCGUGAGGGGUCUGCGCAAGGGAGAGUAUGGGCUGCAGAUUAUGUGAUGUGUGAGAUUCUGCCAAGUGCUGUCCUAGCGGAGCAGUUCGCGGCGCACUUUGAUGGGUUCUUGAUCUGGUCGACUGAUCUCACGCAGCUGAUAUGGGGGAAUGACCACGACUCGGAUGAGUUGGGGGAGCUGUUCUAUGAGCAGGGAGAGGCGACUAAGACGCUGGUUGCGCAGGUUGCUCGCGUGGCACGUAGGGCUGGCUGCAAGGUGGCGGCGAGUGAGCAGAAGCAGAAUGGGGAGAAGCUGAUAAAUCUGAUUUUUAUGAUUUGUGGUGACAGCAAGUGA
Molecule: messenger RNA, 1659 nt
Organism: Aspergillus niger
Lineage: Eukaryota; Fungi; Ascomycota; Eurotiomycetes; Eurotiales; Aspergillaceae
Exons: 7
Biological process (GO): pyruvate metabolic process; phosphorylation
Molecular function (GO): pyruvate, water dikinase activity; ATP binding
Source: RefSeq, a predicted model, not a curated record